CCACAGUUCGAGUACUGAAGUCUUUAUUGCUUGGAGUCUAUAAAAAGGCAGUUGCACAGUAAGUAAUUUAAAGGUGGUCAGCUUUGACUCUAUGGAUUUACUAAUUCCUUUCCCUCUAUUUUUUUUUCAUCUUUUGCCACCAAGGAGUCCCCAGCCCCAGAUGUCAGGGGGGCUGAAACUUGGGCUCUCUGGAGGAAACGUUGCAGAUGAGGAAAAGCAGCUGAAGGAGCGGCUCUGGUAAAUAGGCAGGAUCUUCUGCCUUUUGGAAAAUGCAUUUACCACACUCCUUGGCAAGCCCUUCAGAAGGAACAGAAUGUGUUAGCUCCCAGAGAUGAACACAUCCUCUCAAUUCAAUGUUUCUGAACUAAACCUGAGUGCCUUCGGUAGCAACUUUACUGUGCCUACUGCGAAGAACAAGUCAUCACCAUGUGAGCAAGUGGUCAUCUCAGCUGAGGUGUUCCUAACUCUGGGCAUUGUAAGCCUCCUUGAAAACAUACUAGUUGUAUGUGCAAUAGUUAAGAACAAGAACUUGCACUCACCCAUGUAUUUUUUUGUUUGCAGUUUAGCAGUGGCUGACAUGCUGGUUAGUGUCUCUAAUGCUUGGGAGACCAUAACUAUAUACUUAAUAAACAAUAGACACAUCAUCAUGGAAGAUGCCUUUGUCCGUCAUAUAGACAAUGUCUUUGAUUCCAUGAUCUGUAUAUCUGUGGUGGCUUCCAUGUGCAGUUUGCUGGCUAUAGCAGUAGACAGAUAUAUCACUAUCUUCUACGCCCUGCGUUAUCACAACAUUAUGACAGUGAAAAGGUCGGGGCUCAUUAUUGCAUGCAUCUGGACCUUUUGCACGGGCUGUGGCAUUAUCUUCAUUCUUUACUAUGAAUCAACUUAUGUGGUCAUUUGUCUCAUCACUAUGUUUUUUACCAUGCUGUUCCUCAUGGUCUCACUGUACAUCCAUAUGUUCCUCCUGGCUCGUACUCAUGUGAAGAAAAUCGCUGCUUUGCCUGGGUACAACUCUGUCCGUCAAAGAACCAGCAUGAAAGGAGCCAUCACUCUGACCAUGCUUCUUGGCAUCUUCAUUGUUUGCUGGGCUCCAUUCUUCCUUCAUCUCAUCCUGAUGAUCUCCUGCCCUCAAAACCUCUACUGUGUUUGCUUCAUGUCUCACUUCAACAUGUACCUCAUCCUCAUUAUGUGCAACUCGGUGAUCGACCCCUUGAUCUAUGCCUUUCGUAGCCAGGAAAUGAGGAAGACCUUCAAAGAGAUAAUUUGUUGCUAUAGCCUGAGAAUGCUCUGUGGGUUAUCAAACAAAUAUUAAAAUAACAAAACCAAACCAGGGAAGAGACUGGAAAGGCAACAUCUUCCUGCAUCCUGUAAUUCUGGUGAAAUGCCUAUGGAACAUUUUCUCCAUUCAGCUGUCAUGAUUCCCACAGCAAUCAGAAACCUUUUUUAAACAUGUGAUUUUACAUUUCUUUCCCUCCACACACCUCUCUCAUGUUGGUGGUUGGAGCUACUCAGUCCAUCUGUAUUAUCGGGAUAAAGGAUAUUUUGAAUCUCAUUUACUCUAUUGAAGAUUGGCAUUUAUAAGAGGGUUAUACAGGGAAAACCUUGUUUUUAUUUCUGCUAAAUGCAAUGAGUGAGUUCUGCCAUGUGAAUGAACCCACUAGCCUCUCAAUGUGUGUUUCUUUCAGUGUUAUUUCUCUCUCUAGAUAUAAAAAAAUAAUAAAAAUUUAUCUUUCUAAAUAAAAACAAGCAUGGUUUAUUUUGAUGCCCAGAAUUAAGAUGGAAAUUUUUUGCUAUUUCCUUCUGAAGACAUAAAAUCAGAGAAGUAGCUCCAAUUAUCAAGCUCCACGUACCUUGGUCGGUAGUUAUGAUCAAUAUACAUGCACAUAUCAGCAGUCUUGUAUUCCAGUCAUGACUGUUACUGUCAAUAAAAUCUGUACUAUGUAAGA
This is a messenger RNA of Melospiza melodia melodia, 1943 nucleotides long. It is a transcript of the gene MC5R, whose product is annotated as melanocortin 5 receptor. The transcript is spliced from 2 exons. Gene Ontology annotation, cellular component: cytoplasm; plasma membrane. The record is from RefSeq and is a predicted model, not a curated record. Bases 332 to 1309 code for a protein of 325 amino acids. Gene Ontology annotation, molecular function: melanocortin receptor activity. Gene Ontology annotation, biological process: regulation of metabolic process; adenylate cyclase-activating G protein-coupled receptor signaling pathway. NCBI's taxonomy places the organism in Eukaryota, Metazoa, Chordata, Aves, Passeriformes, Passerellidae.